This is a messenger RNA of Lycium ferocissimum, 1453 nucleotides long. RefSeq names its product zinc finger BED domain-containing protein DAYSLEEPER-like. The record is from RefSeq and is a predicted model, not a curated record. The transcript has 2 exons. The coding region runs from base 914 to 1438 and encodes 174 amino acids. NCBI's taxonomy places the organism in Eukaryota, Viridiplantae, Streptophyta, Magnoliopsida, Solanales, Solanaceae. Gene Ontology annotation, molecular function: protein dimerization activity.
AGUCAUAAGGGUGACGAAAUGGCCCGUUGUAUUAGUAAGUGUUUGCUUGAUUGGAAAUUGGAGAAAGUAAUCACUAUAACCGUAGAUAAUGCUUCUUCUAAUGAUGUCAUGGUGAAAGAGUUACACAAACAAAUGGUUAAUUGGGGAUCUAACAUGAAAUGUGGUAACCAUCUUCACGUGAGAUGUAUGGCUCACAUUUUGAAUCUUAUUGUGCAAGAUGGCAUGAAAGAAGUUGGUCCAUCUAUCAAACGUGUUAGGCAAAUGGUGAAAUAUGUUAGACAAUCUGCCGCAAGGAUUAGAAAAUUUGCGGAAUGUUGUGAACUAAAAAACAUAGACAGUAAGAAGUCAUUAUGUUUAGAUGUUUCGACCCGGUGGAAUUCGACCUACUUGAUGUUGGAUGCCGCACAACAUUUUGAGAGUGCAUUUGAUAGGUUUGAUCUUGAAGAUGGUGGAUAAACAACUUAUCUUGCUACUCAUGUUUGUGAAGAUGGAAGUAUUGCAGGUGUACUUGAAAGCGAUGAUUGGCAAAAGGUGAGAAACUUGGUAAUAUUUCUUAAAAGGUUUUAUGAUCUAACUGAGAAGGUUUCAGGUUCACUUUAUGUCACUUCUAAUGGUCACUUUGAAGAUAUAGUUGAGCUUCACAAUCAUUUAAGAGAGUGUAUGAAAGAUGAUGAUCCUUCUUUGGCAAAAAUGGGAGAAAAAAUGAUAGAAAAGUUUGUCAAGUAUUGGGGUGCUCCUGAAAAAAUGAAUAAGGUGCUUUUUAUUGCCUCUAUCUUAGAUCCUCGUAACAAACUUGAGUAUGUUGGCGCCGCACUUGAGGAUAUGUUUGGAGAUGAAAAGGGGAGUGAAAUAAAAGAUGAAGUGGUGACUUACAUGAAAUCUAUGUUUGAAGAGUAUGUAGCAAAAUUCUCUAAUGCAUCUCGACGCACAUCUUCUCUCUCUGAUUCAUCGGUCGACAUCGGAUUCAUCUAGCUCUAACACUAGCACAAAAUCAGCAAAAGUGAGAAAUAGGAUCCAAAUGAAGAGGAACAAACAAGAUGGUACAAGUUUGGGUGGUAAGUCGGAGUUGGAAAAGUAUCUUAGUGAAGAACUAGAGCCGAAUGAUGAUGAUAAUGAUGAUGGGGAUAGUUUUGAUAUCUUAUCAUGGUGGAAAGCUCAUUCUCCUAAAUAUAAAAUUCUUUCCGAGAUGGCUCGUGAUGUGUUGGAAAUUCCUAUUUCUAGUGUGGCAUCGGAAUGUGCAUUUAGCAUCGGGGGCCGUAUUCUUGAUUCAUUUAGGAGUUCUUUGACUCCGAAAUUGGUCCAAGUUGUUAUUUGUCUUCAAGAUUGGCGUCGAAAUGAGCCUUAUCCCGUAAAUGUUGAAGAAGAUUUUAAUGAUCUUAUGAAACUUGAACUUGAUAUGGUUGAUAGCUCAAAAGAUUCCCUUGUUCUUGAUUUGUAAUCGCAAGAUGCCUCA